This is a messenger RNA of Phascolarctos cinereus (koala), 8976 nucleotides long. RefSeq names its product ALF transcription elongation factor 1 (gene AFF1). Gene Ontology annotation, biological process: regulation of gene expression. The record is from RefSeq and is a predicted model, not a curated record. Gene Ontology annotation, cellular component: nucleus; super elongation complex. NCBI's taxonomy places the organism in Eukaryota, Metazoa, Chordata, Mammalia, Diprotodontia, Phascolarctidae.
AACCAUAUUAACUUGAGCUCAAGUUCUGAUCUGUUUCCAGAGAUAGAGGAAAAAGAAAAUAAAAUUCCCUUCUGCUAAGACUCCAGGGUUGGUAACAUGAUCCUUGGUCCCUCCGGAGAAGACAGGAGGAGUAUGGGAAGACCUCACCAUACACAGGAAGUCUCUGCUGACUUGAAGUCUGUGCUUGAUUACCUCCGUCACAGUGAUGAAUGCCUUUGCCUGUAUAAUGAAGAUAGAAACUUACUUCGAAUUAGAGAGAAGGAGAGACGCAACCAGGAGGUUCACCAAGAGAAAAAGUCCUUCCCUGUGAAUGCACCUCUCUUUGGAGAGCCCUACAAGACUAGCAAAGGAGAUGAGUUGUCCAGUAGGAUUCAGAAUACAUUGGGUAAUUAUGAAGAAGUCAAGGAGCUGAUCAGUACCAAAAACCAGAAUCUCUUUGGUAUACCUGAAGAAAGUAGCAUCCCUUUAACCCCGCAAGGAAAAUCUAGAUAUUUAUUCUGUCCUGAGAAGACUAAUAGUGUCCCACAGUUACCAUUUUUCAAUAGUGUCCAUCACCAAGUUAUUAAUACUACUGCCUCUGGGCCUUCUAUUUACAUCCCUUCCCACUGUCCAAAAGCAGCUCAGUCAAGAAUGGAACCAGCCUUGAGCUUACACGUCAAAAGUGAUGGUAUGUCCGGCAUUCAGCACCAAGGGAAGUACUACAGUGGUCAGGAACGCCAUCAUAGGAGUCAGAACAAGAAAGAUGAGUGCCAGCCUGAAGGAACCCCUUGUACGGAGCUUUCAGACUCAGCGCUAGAGAUGGGAGGUUCUCUCUUGUCAUCUGCAUUGUCUUCCUCAGUUGCACCAUUGGCAUCUCGACAUUCCAACCAGCCAGCUGGGUCCAGGAUGCUGGGAAGCAGCAAGGGUAGUAGUAAGGGCUGUGCCCAGGCUAACUCUCCCGUGCACCUAGCGCUAGAGUCCAAAGAGGAAGAGACACUGCCCUACGGUUUGGCUCAAGUCACUGGCUUAGGCAUACCAACUUCCCAGCCUCCCCCUCAAACCUUUCCCCCUCCCUCCCUGCCCUCAAAAACCACAGCCAUGCAGCAGAAGCCUACGGCGUAUGUUCGGCCCAUGGAUGGUCAGGAUCAGGCAGCAAGUGAGUCACCUGAGCUGAAACCAUUGCCUGAGGAGGACCAUGGACAUUCCUAUGAGAAAAUGCCAGGUUUUAAAGUGACUGCCAAAGCCAAACUCUCUAAGCUGAAAAUGCCUCCGGAGUCUACGGAGCAGGCCUUCCCAAAUGAAGUACACUGUGUUGAAGAAAUAUUAAAGGAAAUGACCCAUUCAUGGCCUCCACCCUUAACAGCAAUCCAUACACCUAAUACUGCUGAAUCUUCAAAAUUUCCUUUCCCAACAAAGGAGUUUCAGCACAUUGAAUCUGUAUUACAGAACCACAAACAGCAUGGGACAUCUUCAAAAACAUGUUCUAAUUCUCAGCCGGCAACAUCGAUGUUAGAAGAUGACCUUCAGAUCAGUGACAGUGAAGACAGUGGUGAUGAGCAAGUCAGUUUUACAUCCCCCUCUUCAUCUGCUCCUGCAAGUGUUCCGCAGUCCCUUGCAGACAGUGUGGUUUCAGCACAUUCCAGCAAUACAGAAUCAGAGAGCACCAGUGAUUCUGAUACCUCUUCAGACUCAGAGAGUGAAAGCAGCUCCAGUGACAGUGAAGAGAAUGAACCCCCAGAACCUCCGGCGCCUGAGCCUGACCCACCCACAGCAAAUAAAUGGCAGCUGGACAACUGGCUUACCAAAGUUGCUCAACCACCUGUGUCAGCAGAGCACCUCAAUGAAGUGGGGCCCCACCACCAACCCCAGGAAGUCCAGGGACAAGGCAGCAGUAGCACCAGUGGUCAUGAGCAUUCUGUCUCCAAUGAGCCCCACCCCCCUAAUUCCAGUAAAGCCCCCAGGACUAUUCCUGAAGUUCCCCAUCCUGGCAAGAGAAACUACCCAAAGUCUGUCACACAGCAAGGCACUGGUGGACCCCCACAUUGGCAGACAGUUGCUUCAAAACAACCCAAAAAGCCUAUAAAAGCUUCAGUCCAGGAAGAUUUUCAGGAUAACUUGAGGGUUGAAAGUGAGCCAGACCCUCCACAUGGGUCAAAGGACCAGUCUUCCAAAGAUAAGCCCAAAGUCAAAACGAAAGGAAGGCCUCGGUCUUGCGGAGAUAGACAAGAGAAGUCAAAGUCAGUGUCAGCUCCCUGUGAAAAGAAGCAGCACAAAACUUCUCACCCAGUGCCUGUGAAAGCAUCCUUGGACCCUGAACCCACCAAGAACAAUAUGGGUGAUCAGAGACUGGACCGUUUCCCUGACAGUCCCCAGAUUCAGAACCAGGGUGCCACCUAUGGCAGUAGCAGCAGGGGUAGUGGUUGUAAAGCAUCUUUGAUUGUUCAAGAGGAACUUGCUGGGAGUAAGGUCCUCUUGCCUUGCAGAGACACCAAGUCACUCAGGGAUACCCCUCUCCUCCAAAGCCUCGUAGUGAAGAUAGACCUAGCCUUCCUUUCUCAUGUCCCCAAGAUGUCUGGGAAGCCAAAGAAAAUGGAACACAAACCACUCCCAACUGGGAAUAAGCAGGAGUCUGAGAAUAGGAACACAGAGAACUCAAACAGAUCGAGCACAAAGAGAAAGGGAGAAGCAGAAAGAGAUGUUGAUGGCAAGAAAAUAAAACUGGAGAAAGAAACCAAAUUCUGGUCAUCAUCUUCUGCUCACAAAGACUCUAGUAAACCAAGAUUGUUGAAGCCCUCCUCAGACUUGCUGAAGAAGGAGCUACCACCACCACCACCACCACCACCACCACCACCACCACCACCACCGCCACCACCACCAUCUGUGUCUCCUUCCCCCAAACCAGCCAAGAAUGUACAUAAGAAACCAAGGAAUGAAAGCCACUCUUGUGUUCAGGGGCACUCCAAAAGUACUAGCACCACUAAAGAUAGCCAUAAAGAUUCUUCUUCUUCUAAGUAUAAGAAAGUGGAAGGAAAGCCUUCUGGAAACUCUACAAGUAAUAAAGCAUCUCCAGGUGAUCUUUUUCCUGUGCCUUCUUUGCCAAAUGGUAACUCCAAACUCACAAAGCAUCAAGUCAAGUUUGAAAAACAAGUUGCUGAUUUUCACCUGAAGGAAGCCAAAAAGUUGAAGCAUAAGGCAGAGUCAAUGUCAGACAAGGUUGGAAAAGCAUUUAAGUAUUUGGAUGCUGUCCUGUCCUUUAUUGAAUGUGGAAUUGCAUUAGAGUCUGAAAGUCCAACAUCCAAGUCUGUUUACUCCAUGUUUUCAGACACUGUGGAUUUCAUUAAAUUCAUACUAUCAUUAAAAUCCUUUCCAGAUUCCUCAACAUCUACACAGGAGAAAAUUUUCAUUGUUUUAUGCAUGCGUUGUCAGUCCAUUCUUUACAUGGCAAUGUUUCGUUGUAAGAAAGACACUGCAAUAAAGUAUUCUCGGACCCUUAAUGAACAUUUUAAGAGUUCAUUCAGAAUGGCGCAGGCAGCUUCUUCAGGUGCCUCAAGAAAUAUAAGCACACCGUCACCUCUGUCCCCCAUGCCUUCUCCUGCAAGCUCUGGAGUUUUCCAGCCAGGGUCAAGUGGCAUCAGCGCAACUGUCAGCACCCCUGUUGUGAUCCAAAAUAUGACCUCUUCCUACGUCACCAUCACGUCCCAUAUCCUUAAUGCGUAUGAUCUUUGGGAACAGGCUGAUGCACUAGCAAGGAAGAAUACAGAAUUCUUUACAGAGCUCAGUGCAAGCGUCUGUGCCCUGGCCUUGAACAGCAGUCUGGUCGAGCUGGUUCUCUACACCAGACAGGCCUUACAGCAGCUGCGGCAGGUGGCAAAAACACUCUAACCAGCAGCCGGAACGGCUCAAUGCUUUGUCGCACUUUGGAAACUUCAGAAAGAGUGGCCCUCAGCUUCAUUGGGACCCCCAACUCAAGAUGGAAUGAACUACAGCAUGAUAGCAGGGAAUCUGGCCCCACUUCCAAAUCUUGAAACUGUGCCCACAUCCUUUGGGCAGGGCCGUGUGAGUCUGUAAGAGAGAAAAGACGAAGGAGUUGCAGAGUUGGUGAUUUUCUUUCUCAAAAGACAAAAGUGCAAUGUCUAGCCUUAAGCUGGUUGUGUCUCAGUGGUCUGUAAACAUUUCUCUGGCUUUAUAACAAGCAAGAUAAAAAGUAUAAUUUGAAAAUGAGGCUGAGAAGAAGCAAUUCCAGCUUUGAAAGUAGAUACACCUCAUCUCAAAAUCUUCCACAACCCAUUCCUACUAGUGACACGAAGAAUUCUUUCCAUGAUUUUUUUUUUAAACAAUGAUUUUUGGUAUGGUGUUUGGGAUGUUGUAUGUCCCAUUCUUUAUUUUUAAAUUUUAUUUAUUUCUUUAAUUUUGAAGAGGAGAGAGGGGCAUUUGUCCUAACUGCCAUACUUUGAAACAUAAGUUGUGAGGGAUUCUAGGGUUUCACACUGUGUACCCUGUGAAUUAAGGCUUUGAUGAAAUUGAGUAUUUUAGGAGUUCACACAUGUUGAGAUUAGGUCUUCUGUACUGCAAGUUAUCUUCUUCAGCAUUACUGCUUUGGUUUCUCUGUGACUUAGGGAAAGCCAUAGAAAGAGUUAUUCUGAGUCAAGAGCUGUAGAAAAGGAAUAGAAACAAGAGUUUAUGGAGGCAUAUCUUGAUAUCUCCACUGUUUAUCAGAGUAACUGUAUUCUGCAUUUCCUGUCUUAGCGAAAAGGGAACCAGCGAUUAUUUCGGCCAAGCUUGGUAGCUUAUGGGUUUUUGGUAUUUUUUUCAACUAGAGGCAAAAUACGAGGAAUUAAACUGUUAAGAUGCCCAGAAACUCAAAACUCUGUCAAGGAAAAAUGAAAUCUAUUUUUGAAUUAUAGUGGCAUUGUUUUGUUUUGGUCACAAGGUAAUUUUAUUUUAUUUUAUUUUCAAGAUUAGAUCCUAUUGAGCUGUUCUUUCUAGAGGAAAUUAAUUUCAAGUCGCUGGGGAGGCAAAUCCUUUCCUUUUUCUUGUCUGCCCAAGAGGAUAUAAAAGUACUGAAGUGAUGAUUUUUGCUUGUUAACAAAUUUCCCACCAUCUUGGCUCUAUAACUCUUGAGUCAACCAGACUUGAUUACAUUAAUAUAAAAUAAUGCCUUUCCUCCUAAAUUCCUUGCCCUCAUGAUGCACAUUUGUUAAUUUCUAAAACUUUCAAAUGGAAGGACUUGGGCAAAGGCCUCAUAUUGCUGAAGAAACGUGUCUGUUGUUCCAAACUGAUUUUUCCGUGUCCUACUGUGAAUCAGACAACUGAAAUACCACUUUGACUCUAAUGUAUUUAAAAGCCAAUUCUCCUUGUUGUCCUGUUUCUAAUAGAAACAUUUUCCCUCCCAUACUUGCCCUGGACUCAUCCCAUAUAUAUUACAUGAAUAUUUGAAAUUUCCUACUUGAUUUAUUUGAUGUUAAAUUAAUGAGCCCCAAAAUUGCCGACUGAUAGUAGAAACUUCCUGGAUAAUGGGUUGUAUAGGCUGCAGAUGUUAUAAAGAAGAACGGGCAAAUUUUUGUAUGUGAAUAUAAAUCCCUUCAAACUGCCCUUAUUCUGUUCUCAUAUUUUCUUUGGUUAAAAGUUUGUAGAACAGAAAGUCCAGAGGAAAGAACAGAACAGCAUGUCAGACUAUCCCAGCAUCAGUUCUGAGGCCAAGCCAUGAUCCUUUUUAAAAUGUCAUUAAUAUUAAGACUAUUGCUAAAUAAGCAAUGACUGUUUGUCAGGUUGUAGGUUUAUAGCAUUGUACGUAUUCCCCAUCUGGGGGCUCGGGUGAGGAACAGCAGCAUAUCUGGCUGGCCAAAUCGGACCGUUUAGCCAUAUCUGCUCUCUAUCCAGGAAGGAGAGAAGAAAAAUACAGCUUGAGGACGUUCAGUUCUGUUCUUCAUAACAGGUUCCGAUCUGUGCACAUCGGGUCAGGGUGUGUGAGCUUUUGUGAACUAAAGUCCAUUUUAGACUACUUCACAGGUGGUGAAAGAGCUGCUUUCUUCUUCAGUGGCCUUGCACUUUUUGGGGGGCGGGGGGUGUUUUAUGUUGAAAAUUCAGUGGUUUUUUGGAAGGUUGAUCAAUUCGCGUAGUUCUAUGGACGCAGUUGUGAGCAUUGUACGAUUCAGGUUCUUAUUGCAACACACGCUGCACCUAUAAGAGAAUUACUUGUGGAUCCCUUUUUAUGUUAUUAUAUAAAAUGUAGUGGCUGCUGAGUCCUGUUAAUUAAUAUUCACAAAGUCUUUUGCUGUUACAGUUGUAUAUAGGAAUUUAAAGGAUAUUUUAAAAAUCAGAUGCACUUUUUUCAUUGUAUGCUUCAAAUCCCGAAGGCAAAAUUUAUACUUAAGCAGACAAUUAAAAUACUAGUUUAUACAAGUAAACCUUUCAAUUAUGUGAAAUUCUCAUACACGUAAGAAGCAAGCAGUACACACUUGACGGUGAGAUAGACUUAUUUAAGAGUUUUCCAAGAGAAAAAAGAAACAACAGUAUAAAAUCUUUCCUUUGGUACUAUAGUUUUGCUGGGAUGUCUUUAUUUUUUGUUUUCCUUUCUGUAGGAAGAGGAGGAAUAUUUUACUUAGAAAAGGAGCCUUCAAUUCUUCUGCCCUUCUGGAGAUAAUUUAAAAUGUGAAUGAGUUUGAUAUUUUAACAAUGAUUUAUUUAACAAUAAAACCCACUUUAUAAAGCAUAUACCCAGUUCUACUGAGAAGAUGAUAAUCUGAGGUGGAAAGAGAGAGAGAGAGAGAGAGAGAGAGAGAGAGAGAGAGAGAGAGAGAGAGAGAGAGUGUGUGUGUGUGUGUGUGUGUGUGUGUGUGGUGUGUGUGUGUGUGUGUGUGUGUGUGUAUUAGAAGUAGGCAGGAGAGAGGGCACACAGCAAAGGGAACUGAGUAAUUAGCAUUCAGAUACCUUUUAGCAAUCACUGGCUUGUUUGUUUGCCUUUUUCCCUUAACAGUCAACCUGAAAAUGUCUGAUUUUAGGAGAAGGACUUUAAUUUUACCUAUCUUUGGAAUCUCCAAUAUGUAAUCAGUUUUUCUCAUAGACAUGGGAAUGCUAUCUUAACAUCACUCAUCCAGAUCCUCUAGGGCAAAAAUGUCAAACUCACAGCUUGAACUUGAUUAAAAUGUAAUUGAGAAGUUUACCAAAAAUAAAGAAAAAUUUAAUUCAACAUAGAUAAUCUUCAUUUGUGAUUUUCUGGGUCAGUAGGUGACCAGCAGGGAUGUUUCUCUGAGUUUGACAUCACUGCUCUAGGGUAUUUAGCAAUUGUAUAUAGAUUUCCUGUUCACCAAUAGGGGUUUAGUAUUAUGAUUAAAUAUAAACUUUUAAAAGAAUGAAUCAGAUUAUUUCUCUUUUCCCCACCCCUAAAGAGUGAAGAAAGGUUAUAUCUUUGACAGCUAAGGCUAUGUAUCAGGGAAAAAGUGGGUCCAAUGAAAUUGGCCUGAUUAUUAUAAUGAAGGGUUUUUCUGAUAAGGGUUUGUUUUUGUUUCUGUGUUUGUCUUUUUCUUUCUGAUAAUUUUCCCCACUCAGUGGACAUAUUUAUUGAGCCUUUAUUGACCAAACUUAAUUUUAAAAUAGUAUAUUAUUUAUUUAGAGUUUGUUUGUUUUGGACCUUUCUCUCCCGUAAGUCCCAUAUUUCUGUAGCUCUAGGUGAUGAUAAAUGUGAUGAGUUGAAAUCUUAGGUUAAGGAGAAUAAGUAUAAAGCUUAAUGUUGUGUUUUCACUUUUUCCCCUUUCUCCUCCUCACUGUUCCUUGUUCUAGACACUACACGGCCCCAUUGGCAAAGCUUGCCUUAUUAUCUGUCAUACUUCCACUUCAGAUUAGCAAUACUUAGAGCUUGCAAAAAUGGGUGUUUCCUUUUUUUUAAAUCAUUAAUUUUCUCAUUGGGAAAUAAAAUCAUCUGAAAAUAAUUAUACUGUAAUUUAGAUUGUGGUAGAAGGCUCUUUCUCAGUGGAAGUCCUUUUUCCUGCAAGUAAUUUCCCCCCCCCUUCUCUUUAAUGUACUACCUCCUUAAGUAGAGGGUUCCUCCUCGAUCCCAACUGUGUGUUUUAAUUUGUUUUUUGGAGGGGUGAGGUGGGUGGAAUGGGACUGGGAGAUUCAGUGGUUCAUCUCCAAAAGCUUCACCAAGGUAUUUUGGGUCACCAAGCCAUAAACACAUAGCUCAGUGUUGGGAGUACUUUCUCUUUGGUUUAUUUAUCCAUUAAUUUUGUACACUGGCAAUAUCUUUAGUUCUUUAUAACUAAAUGACAGACACUGCCUAUCACUUUUCUAAAAAUGUAUUCUUGCAAUAUUGGUGGUUUCUGUAUUCUCUUUGAUCUCCAUAGGGAACUCUCACCCCAUCAUGAGCUGUCAACAGGAAAUUAAUUAUAUUGAGAAAUGUCUAUACAAGGAAGUAAGAUUGCAAACAACUAAUAAUUAAGCCACAUUCAUUAGACCCAGGCCUUUUAUUAUGAGGCCAAGAUGGUGGCUGACCUAAAGAAGUGAAAUUUAUUUUGCUUAAAAGUUAGCUUUUAAGUGAUUAACACAGGCAGUAUUAACUUUGCCAAUUGUCCAGGCCAUCAAGAUGUAUUAAUUAAAAAAAAAAUUACUGCACAUCCCCCUCAAAUUAAGUACCUAUUAUCCAUAUUUUUUUAUCUUUAUUUUUUAGAAUUUUUGAAUGUGAUCAUAUUUUGGGUAUUUUGAAGCAAGUUUGCCUUUUUAUUUAUUAUCAUUACAUCAUAUAUGUUUUUGCGCCUUUUUUGGUAACCUUAGCAAUAAAUCAAAUCUUGGUAUUAUAAUCUGAAGAGGUUUAUUUUUAAAUAAAUAAAUUUCCAUUUGAUGAAUGGGGAAUCACUGGUCUCUCUUGAAAUAAUAUAAAUUUUCAUUUCAUCUUUAUUGUCAAAUAAAGUGUCAGCAACCUGUUCAGCAGUACUGAUUUUGUAUGUAGACUUUGUAUUUAUGUAGUGAUUUCAAGGGGAAGUUGUGCAAAAAAAAAAUGAU